AUGGCUGCAUGCAUAGUAUCUCGCGACCGCGAAUGGCAUUUACGGCUUUUGGUCGUCUUUGUUGUCAAAUCCUGGGGAAUUGCACGGAUGCUCCUUCACGAAUCGAAUGACUUGCCCGGCCUUGCAUUUUGUUACCCAGGACUAUCGAAGCCUCGAAUGGCUUUCAUCCUUCAUCAAAUCCAAAACGACUGCGCCAAUUCUUCUUCGCAAAUCGAAUGGCUUGUGCAGUCUUGCAUCGCUCCUUCAUUACCGACUGUUGCGGGCCAUACCGGAGACCAUCUGGGACCCAUGGAUUUGUUCCGCGCUCCAACAUCCAUAGUGCUAUUGGAGAUCAAGAGUUGUUUGGAGAUGUGCUCUAGCUUGCUCUGCUUGUUCGAUAUCCGAGAGCCGAAGCGCCAUUGCCCAGCGCGCAUGCGUGAGCUAACAAUGGUCGCUUUCAAUGUUGCGUUGGCUCUCCACUCGGAAUCAAGUUCGGGCGUCGACAGCUGCUGCCGCUGCUUUCGUUUAGACUAUCUACCAACAUUGGAUUUGUCGUUACCUGAGCUCUCAUGGCGCAAGUCAAGCAACCUUGCGCUGUCCACGUUCUCCGUAGACCCAAAGCUGGUUGGACAGAGCGAUCAGACGAGGAAUGUGAUGGGCGGCGUUGGGAGUUCAAUGGGGGUCAAGGCCGACCUGUAUACAGAGAGGGUUUGA
This is a messenger RNA of Mycena indigotica, 693 nucleotides long. RefSeq lists its product as uncharacterized. The record is from RefSeq and is a predicted model, not a curated record. NCBI's taxonomy places the organism in Eukaryota, Fungi, Basidiomycota, Agaricomycetes, Agaricales, Mycenaceae. The transcript is spliced from 4 exons. Bases 1 to 693 code for a protein of 230 amino acids.